CUUUUGAUUUCUUUUCAGAUGGUGCAUCAGUUAGGGGGUGCUGGAGGCCAACAGUUAGUGGGUGAAGUUGUAGGUGCUGUUUUACAUUUCCCUGAUAACAAGACUGUACAAGCUGGAGCUGCUUCAUUGAGUCACUUGUUGUGUGCUCUUCUUAAUCACACAACAGUGAAAUGUCCAAAGUCAGAGGAGGAUACGUAUGGCCCGGACAUCCUUGUCUGCAGAGUAUGCAAGAAUGCAAAUUCAACUAACAUCCUAGACCCACAGCGUGUUGAUCCAACACUAGUGUCUCGUUUCCUAGGAUUGCUAACACACUCUGACACAAAAGUCUUAGUAUCGAUUAUUGACGCUCUCCCAGCUGUUAUCACCCAUACAAAGUUGAACCCACAUAUGAUCAACCAGUAUCUCUCACUGUUAGAUCACCAGGAUAAGCAGGUUGUCUCUGCCAUGUGUAGACAACUCUCAGAACUUGUUUGUCAAGGUGUACAAAAUGAUUCAAGCCAGGAUUUGAAGUCUGCUGUGGUGUCCAAAGAAGGAGAACUGGUUCUUUCUUAUUUGAAUGAGCUCUUCAGGACAGCUGAAAGGAAGAAAUCAUCAAGCAAAACUUAUCUUGCUGUACUAGAAGCACUGCAUUAUCUUGUCAGGUGUCCUCUAGGUGGAUUGACAGGUGGGGUGCUUGUGCUACUCUUACGUUGUUUAGCAAUAAGUGAUCGGCUUGUCACAGCACAGGCUCAUCUCAUCAUCCACUCCUUGGCCAAUACUCUUGGACUGCCAUUGAAGGACCUCUAUAUCAGACACCGCCAGUCUCUUGCUCAGGUAUUGUCAGAAAUAGUCAAACAAGGAGAAGUGGGAGCAAUGCUGAGCCAUGUUGCAGAGGUUUUCGAAUGGAAUAUAUCCUCUACAGGAAGUAGCAGAAAUCAAGGCAAAAGCAGUGUAGGACAGUUCAUAAUCAGUCAGAUACGGCAUUUACUACCAGCAUUAGCUGUGCGUGCAACACAGGAGGCCAAGCCAGGGCUACUGCAAGAAUUAGCAGGCUGCCUCUCUCUUCGUUUACGAGACAUUCUCAUAGAUCAUUUCCAGCAUAUUUUGGCAUACUUAGUAUUCCAUUAUCCUCAAGAAGAGCAGGAGGCUGUAUUAGACUUCAUAGCUUCCACUACAGAUAUCCACAUUCAGAAUAUUAGAAGAUGCUCUGUGCAGAACCAGGUCAAUGAACUGAUCCUUGGUUUGCACGACCAUCGGGAUGCUGUCUUGCGAGAAUUUUCCCGUAUGCGAGCUAUUGAGCAGAGCAGUGAUCAUAACACCUCAAGUAGACUUACAAGAAAGACCACCAUGGAAAACAAGUUCUCUCAUGAUCCUGCAACUUCAAGAGAUAUUGCUGAGUAUUUGGCACCUCGACUCUUAGGAAUUUUAGGAUUCCUAGACAGCAAGCUGGUGUCAUCUUCCACUAUGUACAAGGAAAAGCGGUGUGCUUUGUGGUCACUAAGUGAUCUUCUCGUAGUUAUGGGAAGACAGUAUAUAUCUCCAGUGUCGAGGAAGAUCUUAGCAUCCUUGAAGACAGCACUCAAACUCAGGGAUGAUGAGUUCUUUGAUAUUGGGUGCAGUGCUUGGACAAACUUCCUGUACAACCUUGAUGAGAGCACCUUGGAGGGUUUAUUGGAGGAAGUGGCUGUUGUGGUGAAGCCACUGGUCAAGGAGCGACCUCAGCAGAUGGCACCAGUUUUAACAAGUGUCUUGGUUGAAAUGCCAUCUAUUAGGCCCCUUCUAGGAAAUUUGCCUCUCCUUCCUGAAGACCCUGCCCUUACACAGGUCAAUCAAGCCAUCUUAGAAAGACAAACUAGAGUGAUGGGAGGCAGUAGAGAAGAGGUAGUAGGUGCCUUGUCACCUGUAUUGCGUGGUCUUAGUCAUGAGAGCCUGGAUGUGCGUCUUCAUGCUUUGAGUCGUCUGCGUCACAUUCUUCGCCAUAAUCAGGAGGCUGUCCACCAUCUCACUACUGAUGCAGACACUGUGCAUCCAACCGUUUCAGAACUUUUCAGCAUUCUUUUAGGUCAGUGCCGUGAAGUGGAAGAAGAGGUGCAAGUGGCUGUGGCAGAUUGCCUUGGUCUCUUGGGUGCCAUUGACCCAAUGCGACUCUAUACACAUUCCAAUAUUAAAGAGGAACUGAGCAAAAUACAUCUGAACAUUGAAGAAGAACUUUUCAUAGUGGAAUUGGUAACAGAAUUAGGAAGAGCCUUCUUAGCUGCUACAGAUGCCAAUAUGUGCCAUAUCCAGACUAU
This is a messenger RNA of Penaeus monodon (black tiger shrimp), 2270 nucleotides long. Its product is annotated as serine/threonine-protein kinase atr-like. The annotation marks the transcript as partial. Gene Ontology annotation, biological process: DNA damage checkpoint signaling; telomere maintenance; protein phosphorylation. The record is from RefSeq and is a predicted model, not a curated record. Gene Ontology annotation, cellular component: nucleus. NCBI's taxonomy places the organism in Eukaryota, Metazoa, Arthropoda, Malacostraca, Decapoda, Penaeidae. The transcript is spliced from 14 exons. Gene Ontology annotation, molecular function: protein serine/threonine kinase activity.